AUGGAGAUCGCGCACGCGCGCGGCGACGACCGCGGCGCGCGCAAGGUCUGGAUCCUGCACGAGUUCGAGGCGGCGCUCGUCGACGCCUGGGGCCUCUGCGAGUCGGAGCAGGCGAGCCUCGAGGCCGUGACCCACGAGCUCUGGAAGCGCCUCGAGGUCGCGCACCGGUGGCGCGGCGAGUUCGACGCGAUCCCCGCGGGCGACGCGGCGCUCGUCAAGGUCUGGCUCGCGUCGAAGUUAAGCGUCGACUCCUUCCGCAAGACGGAGCGCCUCAUCUACGAGCGCACGCUGAAGCGGGACCUGGACUACGCGAAGCUCUGGCACCGGCCCGCGGCGCCGUCGACGGCCGCCGUCGCGUUCGCGGCCGCGCUGUGCGUCGUCGCGUUCCUGCUGCCCGUCUACUACCUCGUGCUGACGGGCACGCGCCUCGGGCCGAAGCGGAGCUGGAGCUUCCUCGUGAACUUCGGGUUCGAGUUCGCGAUCACGUACUUCCUCGUCGCGCCGCUGACGAUCCUCUUCAACAAGGUCUUCCUGCCGUCGCUGCUCGACGAGCGCCUCAAGAAGGCGGCGCUCGAGGACGCCAAGGACGCCAAGCACUUCGCGGCCUACCCCUACGCGACGCCCCUGGCGCAGACGCCCCUCGACCUGCUCGUGGACCUCGAGCCGCGGCUCCAGGCGCACGUCGCGUCCGCCAAGUCGGCGAAGCCGUCCGCGCGCGGCGCGUCGCGCCUGACGCUGGCCGGGCCCGGCGGCGCCGCGGUCGUCGCCGCGGGGCCGAGCCUCGAGGUGCUCGAGGAGAUCUACAACGAGACGCACUGGCGGCCGACGUGGGCGUCGUACGUCGCGCUCGGGCUCCUGGGCUACUUCCUCGAGCUCCCGGACACGCUCCAGGACAUUCUGAUGGAGGAGGUGCUGCUCUUCAUCCCGGCGACGUCCUUCUUCGUCUCCAAGGGCAUCUUCUCGGCGACGGGCCGCGUCCGCCGCGGCACGUACUCGAACGGCGGCUUCCUCCUCGUCUUCACGCUCCUCUUCGGGAACCUGUCGGCGCUGGCUCUGACGGCGUUCCUGAGCCGGGCCCAGGAGCGCAACGCGAAGCACCACCACGCGCGCCGCGAGAAGGCGCACGAGCGCGCGUCGACGUUCGCCCACGCCACGGACCAGGGCCGCUCCGCCUACGUCCUCCCGGGCCUCGACGACGACGACGACGACGACGACGACGACGACGACGACGACGACGACGAGGCGGCCGCGCCGGCCGCCGCCGACCAGGCGCCGGCCGACGACGACUGGGACCGGCGCGAGUCGCUCCACACGGAGCUCUCCGGCGUCCUCGCCAAGACGCCCGAGACCAUGCCCCCCAUCCCCCCGAAGCCGCUCCCGAGCAAGAAGAACGGCAACGCCCCGGAGGCCCGGGCCCGGUCGGGCGGCAUCCUCGAGGCGCUGCCGCCGAACCUCUUCGGCGUCGUCUUGGAGCACCUCUGCGUGGAGGACAUCUGCGACUACUGCUGCGUCGCGAAGCUCUUCGACCGGGGCGUCGCCUACGUGACGAACCUGGAGAUGCGCACCGUCGCGAACGUCAACGCGGACCGCGACCCCGCGUCGCACGCGCUCUGGCAGCCGACGGUCUGGCUCCGGUUCCAGCGCGUGACGCACGUCACCCUAGCCAUCGAGUCGCCGGCGGCGCUGCUCCACUUCGCGUCCGUGGCCUGCGGCGCGCCCCACUUCAGGUACGUCGAGCUCUUCCUGAGCUUCGGCGUCGCCGACGAGUCGGAGGCCGUCGACGAGCGCUUCGGCCACGCGCUCCGGUCGCUCGCGGCCGCGCUGCACCGCGGCGCCCUGCCGCGCCUCGAGUCGCUGACCGUGCACUGCUUCAACCGCCACUCGGAGUCCGUCGACAGCGAGUGGACGACGCGGCUCGCGGCGUUCGCCGGGCCCGACGCGCUCCGGGGCCUCGCGGCGCUCGCGCGCGCGCUGCCGCCCAUGCUCGGCGUCGUCAACGCCGUGGAGUGGACCCUGCCGUCGGCCUUCGUCGAGGACCUGCUGCAGCGCGCGCCGGCGCUCGACCUGUCGCGGCACCCGCCGGGCGGCGGGCCGUCGGUGCUCGCGACGUGGGCCGACGCGGCCGACGACGGCGACGACUCGCUGCGGACGCUGCGGCUCCUGCGGAGCCGCGGCGCCGACGUCGCGGGCGCGGCCACGGACCCGUCGAGCCCGCUGUCGAACGUCGUCCACAACGGCUGCGUCCGAGCGACGAAGGCGGUCUUGGAGGCGGGCGCGGACCCGGACGAGGGGCGGUGCUGCGGGCCGCCGCUGCUCAUGGGCUCGGGCGUCUGGCACGACGGCGACGUGCUCUGCCCCUGCUGCUGGCUGGACCGCACGCCCGCGGGCGCGCUCGACCCGGACCUCCCGUCGCGGCGCGCCAAAAUCCUCGCGGCGCUCCUCGACGCGGGCGCGGACCCGGCGAGGACGCACGCGGCGGCGCCGGGCCUCACGGCGGCGCGGGGCGUGCUCCGCCACCUGCGGACCCUCGCGGACGACCGGGAGGACUCCGACGACGACGACGACGCCGCGGCGCGGCUCCAGGACCUCGGCUUCUCCGCGCUCGUGCCCGGGGGCGACGACGACGUCGGCAUCGACCGCCACGGCGCCUGCGAGAAGAACCACCUCCAGGGCGGCCGCGUCGGCUACACGAAGGCCCUCUUCGCGAUGGCCGCGCACAUCACCGCCGCCGUCGAGCGCCGCGCCGCGGCCGCCGCCGCGCCGCCGGCCAAGAAGAAGCGGACGAAGAAGCGCAAGCGCGAGGGCGACGUCGCGACGACCAUCGCGAGCCGGACGCGCGCGCGCGCGAGAGACAGCUUGUCGACCUUCUGCUCCACAAUGGUGCUCACCGACGCCCAGAAGAUGCAAAAUGCGCGUUUGACGCACGGCUCCGAGUUCUUCUAUCGCGUCGCACACUCGGAAGUCUCGCUAACCGCCAAGGAAUCACCCGAAUUUGUCAUGCCCGACUGCGAAGACGCCAGCGAGGCGGAGCUCGAAAAUCUCGCGGAGACCCUCUGCGCGAACGUCUCGCGGUUCCAGGGCGCCGUCUCCACCGGCGACGACGACUUCGGCUCGGUGUCCGACUUUGCGGUGUCGACCGCCGACUUCAAGGUCGACGGCGUCGCGUUCGCUCUCGACAAGAAGUUCCAGGGCAUGUCGCAGUGCGACAUGGGCAUCGCGACGCUGCUCUGCCGCAUCGGCAAGGGCGCGCCCUUCGAGCUCCUGUCCCUCGGCGGCGGCGAGAACUCGGGCUACCCGUCCGAGGCGAACGCCGCGGCGUUCAAACGCCUCACGAAGAAGCUCGGGCUCGAGCACGCGUCCCCCGCGGAGGUCCUGGCCGUGAUCAUCGCGGUCGCGGACCCGGGCGGGCUGCUCGCCGCGCCCCUGCUUCGCGUGCGGAACAGCGAGACCGAAUUCUACUCGUACUCCGAGGACUACUUCGGCCCGAGCUACGGCGACGACGAUAUGUCGUUCGCGGGAAAGGUCCCGAUCUUUGGUGAGGCCAUGCCCCUGAUCAACUACCUCGUGCCGGGGAGCGACUCGAGCGACGACGAGGAGGGCGACGAGGACGAGGACUAA
Molecule: messenger RNA, 3618 nt
Organism: Aureococcus anophagefferens
Lineage: Eukaryota; Pelagophyceae; Pelagomonadales; Pelagomonadaceae
Exons: 4
Coding region: 1-3618 (1205 amino acids)
Source: RefSeq, a predicted model, not a curated record